CACGGUGUAUACUGAAUUCGUCACAAUGUAUGAUUCGUUUCUUAAACAGUAAGUUAUGAAGAAGUUUCCUCAGAGAUUUGUUGUCGUUAUCUUGGGAUUUUUCGGACUCCUUUUCUCGUUUUCUUCGAGGACAUGUUUUUCUUUAGUUAUGGUUUACGUUCUACGUAACAAUCUGUCUCAGACAAACUCUCUGUUUAAAGAGUGCACAGUCAAUGGCACCUCAUGGGAUCUUAUUCUACCAUGGAAUCCGUCCAUUACACAGUAUUUUAACACAGUGUUUUUUGCUGGCUAUUUCCUAACUCAGCUACCAGGAGGAUACCUUUCCGCUCGAUUUUCCUCCUCAAGAGUCUUUGGAAUUUCUCUCCUAGCAAGUGGUUCUCUAAUGAUUACUUUGUCCUUUGUGCUCAAAUACGGUACACCUAUUGUGUAUACUAUUCGCCUAACCCAGGGUCUUUUUGAGGGUAUGGCCAUACCUGCACUUAAUGGCGUUCUGUCGGCUUGGGCACUGACUUCAGAAAAAUCACGAAUGGUCACAUUCACCUAUUGUGGAGCCUAUCUCAGUCCCGCUGUGGCGUUCUUCAUUACUGGAGCAACAACUUGCUAUAUAAGCUGGCACUCCAGUUUUUACAUCUUUGGAGGACUGACUGUUUUAUUUUCCAUUAUAUGGUUUUUAGUUGUCCAUGAUAACCCUUUAUCAAAUAAAAAUCUGUCAGAAGAGGAACGGUCUCUAUUUGAGAUGGAUGGUCCCAUAGUGGAUGAAAGCUCAGAGGAAAAGGUUAAAAAUGUACCUUAUCGGAAGAUAUUGACAUCACUUUCUGUAACAGCCAUAUUUGUUGGAAAUUUCUGCCGGAACUGGAUUUUCUCACUGCAGGUCUCCCAACUUCCACAGUACUUCGCUGAUGCAUAUGGAAUGAAUGUCGCUAGUAUAGGAUUUUUAGCUGCCUUUCCAGAAGUUCUGAUGGCCAUUGUAGUUGUGAUAGGUGGUAUCUUCAUAGACAUGAUCAUAAAAACAGGAAAAGUCGGCACAACCGUCGCGAGAAAGAUUGCUCAGUGUUCUGGGUUUGGGAUUGAGUCCUUGUGUUUACUGAGUUUGGUCCUCGUAAGGGAUUUUAGACUGGCCACCGUAGUACUUUCCAUAGGAAUAGGUAUUAGUGGAAUGGCCAUAUCAGGUUAUCAAGUGAAUGCUCUGGAUUUGGCCCCUCAGUAUGCUCACAUUGUAACAGGAUUUACCCGGAUCAGCUGCAUUGGGUCCAUGUUUAGUAUAGCCGUGGCAGGCUUACUAAGAGAAAAGAAUAUUGAGUCUUGGCAGAAAAUAUUCCUUAUAGCUGGAACAAUUCAUUUGUCUGGAGUUAUUUACUAUGCAAUAUUUGCUUCUGGAGAAAUACAAAGCUGGGCGGAGACAACAAAUCUGACGUCAUCAGAUAGCACACUAAAAUUGACAUCACAUCCUGUAUAUGAGUAUGGGUCAAUUUCACAAAGAAAAGAUGAGAUAAAGGAAGAUAAAGGGUCUUAAUAAUUGUUUUCUGUGAUGAUCUUUGUGUACUUUUGUAUUAUUUUUCUUAUUGAUAGAAAUUUAUCCAUUAUAUGUUUACGAUAAUUCACAUUAUCGAUUUCGAUGGCCCAGUCA
Molecule: messenger RNA, 1627 nt
Organism: Saccostrea echinata
Lineage: Eukaryota; Metazoa; Mollusca; Bivalvia; Ostreida; Ostreidae
Product: vesicular glutamate transporter 2-like
Exons: 11
Coding region: 56-1513 (485 amino acids)
Biological process (GO): neurotransmitter loading into synaptic vesicle; regulation of synapse structure or activity; monoatomic anion transport
Cellular component (GO): excitatory synapse; synaptic vesicle membrane
Molecular function (GO): neurotransmitter transmembrane transporter activity; L-glutamate transmembrane transporter activity
Source: RefSeq, a predicted model, not a curated record